CCCCCCUUCCUUUCGAGUGGGAUUUGAACAGCGAGAUGCUAACUGUUGUGUUUACGAGUAUUUUAGCGGCUUCGGUGGCUCUCGUUCUCUAUCACAAAAUAUGUUCUCCGUUUUUAUGGGCGGAUUUCAAGUAUUACUUGAAACUGCGGAUGUACAGCAAGUCGUUGCAAGCUCGCAUGCGGCAAGGAGUCAUCACGUAUCUGGACUGCUUCCUCCUCCAGGCGAGGAGGAACCCGAAGAAGCCUUUCAUUAUCUUCGAAAACCAGAAGUUGACGUACCAGGAUGUGGACUUGAGAAGCAACCGGUUUGCGAACGCGUUCGGCGAGAGCUCUUUGGAACCAGGACACAUUGUCGCUCUGUUGAUGUGCAACGAACCGGAUUUUGUUUGCGUGUGGCUGGGACUGUGCAAACUGGGAUGUCAAGUCGCCUUUCUCAACACCAACCUUAAAGCCAAAUCUCUGCUCCACUGCAUUCGGAGUUGUGCAGCCAAGACCCUUGUGGUGGGCAAAGGUCUAGCUCAUUUGGUGGAGGUGGUGCUGCCCGACUUACAGGAGGACGACAUAUCGGUGUGGUUAGUACGUCACUCGUCGCUUUCUGAUGGUUUCAUCAGUUUACUUGAUAAGGUGGAAAACAUGUCGACAGAGAACAGAAGCGGGCCGCUUAAAGUUGACGUCAUGUCCAACUUCCUCUUCAUAUUUACAUCAGGAACCACAGGUUUCCCAAAGGCGGCACGUGUGGGGCAUCUGAAAGCCAUCAUGAGCAUGGCGUUCUUUCACAUGUGCGGAGCGACAUCUGAUGACGUCAUAUACAUCACCCUUCCUCUUUACCACAUGUCCGCUUCCCUGUUAGGCAUUGGAGGAUGCAUACAGCUUGGUGCAACUUGUGUCUUAAAGAAGAAGUUUUCAGCCAGUCAAUUUUGGAAGGACUGUGUGAAAUACAAUGUGACAGUGGUGCAGUACAUAGGAGAGCUCUGUCGAUAUCUGGUCAACCAUGCCGUGGUUCCAGAAGAGAAGAGUCACUGUGUUUGGCUUGCAGCAGGAAGCGGGCUUCGGACAGAUGUGUGGAAGGCAUUUGCCAAACGGUUUAGUACGAUCAAGAUCAGAGAAGGUUAUGGUUUAACUGAAGCCAGCAUUGGCUUCCUCAACUACACCGAUGAGGUCGGACCCAUUGGGAGAGCAAGCUACUUCAACAAGCUUUCAGUACCAUUUCAACUCCUGAGAUAUGACACACAAACAUAUGAACCAUUCAGAACGCAGUCUGGAAGAUGUGUACAAGCACAGAUAGGUGAGGCUGGUAUCCUGGUCGCUCCAAUGACAGCAAUGAAUCAGUUCUUGGGUUACGCUGGAAAUAAGGUCCAGUCUGAGAAGAAGUUGAUCAAGGAUGUGUUUGUGGUGGGUGAUGUCUAUUUUAACACUGGAGACCUCCUGCUCCAAGACCACAGAGAAUUUAUUUACUUCCGUGACCGUAUUGGAGACACUUUCAGGUGGAAAGGGGAAAAUGUAUCCACUAUGGAAGUGUCCGAGGUUUUAUGUCUUCUUGAUUUUAUUCAAGAGGCCAAUGUUUAUGGAGUCAAUGUACCAGGGCAUGAAGGUCGAGCAGGCAUGGCUGCGAUUGUUUUAGAACAGGAGCACACGUUGAAUGGUGCAAAACUCUACGACCACUUGGUUGAAACCCUUCCCGCGUAUGCCUGGCCAUGGUUUCUCCGAAUACAGCCCUCUCUGGAUGUGACAGAGACUUUUAAGCAACAGAAGGGGAAGCUGGUCCAGGAAGGAUUUAACCCAGAGAGCACACAGGAUCAUCUCUAUUUCUUAGCGAUCACUCAGAAGGACUACGUUCUCCUCGAUGUAUCUCUAUAUGAGGAUAUUGUGUUUGGAAAAAUCAAACUAUAGUAUCUGAGAAAAUUAUCUGACAAGUAAUAAGGGCUGCAUUAGAGUAAUAAUGACUCAUAAGUUAUGAACAGGUAAUUAGCAAGGCAUUAUAUUUGGCAAUAAUGCAUUUUAGAGAAUAAUUCCAGUUUUAAUUAGUCCCUGCAUACCAGCAGUUAUUCUUUGCCAGGUACAUGUAGCAACAUGAAGAUAACUUGUUCAGUACAUCCGAGAUCUCUCAUGAAAUAUUUGAAUUGAAAGUGUUUACUCAAUAGUGGAAUGCACUGAGAACAAAAUAAGAGUGAUCAAUGGACAUCCAAAGCGUUAACCCACGCAGGUCUGGUUAUCAUACUAAAAAUAAGAGUGGACAAAUCUGAAAGCAGCUCCAACUUUUGCAAAUUCCUCAAGAUGAUUUCAAAUGAGGCUCAGCAAGUGCGUGUUGCCUCCACGUGCCUGCAUGCACAGGGCAAUCCGCUUCUUCCGUGACAAUCACACCAUGUUGUUUGUGGUUCAAUUUAAAAAAAAAAAAAACAAAAAAAACAAAAAAAAAAAACACACAUAUAGAGUACAGUAUGUUAUGCCUCAGUUCCCUAUCAGGUUCCCCAGGUGUGAAGUUUUUCUGUUUUUUUUAUGCGGACGGUGACGCUUAACCUUCAUUGCCGAUGAAUAAAUGUGGUUGGAUGUCUGGUGGGGCCUUAGGUGCAGAAAUACAAAAAAAAAAAAAAACAGCCACACU
Molecule: messenger RNA, 2601 nt
Organism: Phycodurus eques (leafy seadragon)
Lineage: Eukaryota; Metazoa; Chordata; Actinopteri; Syngnathiformes; Syngnathidae
Product: long-chain fatty acid transport protein 6
Exons: 10
Coding region: 36-1889 (617 amino acids)
Molecular function (GO): long-chain fatty acid transmembrane transporter activity; long-chain fatty acid-CoA ligase activity
Source: RefSeq, a predicted model, not a curated record